Humulus lupulus (European hop) is the source of this 798-nucleotide messenger RNA. RefSeq lists its product as uncharacterized. Lineage: Eukaryota; Viridiplantae; Streptophyta; Magnoliopsida; Rosales; Cannabaceae. The transcript has a single exon. The record is from RefSeq and is a predicted model, not a curated record. The coding region runs from base 1 to 798 and encodes 265 amino acids.
AUGGUGAAUCCCAAGGAACAAUGUCAGGCCAUCACUUUGAGAAGUGGUAAGCAAGUUGAACAAUAUGUGCCUCAUUCAUCUGUUAAGAAGAAUGAAGAGUUGGGUGAGACAUCUAGUUCAAAGAGUGAAAAGUUUAUUGAAGACCGUUUUACUACAGAGAAAGCAAUACCAGUUGUUGUUGUUGAUCCCCCAGUUAGAAUCCCAUACCCUCAAAGGCUCAGGAAAAUUUCUCUUGAUAAACAAUUUUCCAAGUUCUUAGAGGUGUUCAAAAAGUUGCACAUCAACAUUCCCUUUGCUGAGGUUGUAGAGCACAUGCCCAGUUAUGUGAAGUUCAUGGAGGAAAUUCUGUCUAAAAAGAGGAAGAUGGAAGACUAUGAGACUGUGGCAUUGACUGAAGAGUGUAGUGCUAUUCUACAAAGGAAGCUUCCCCAAAAGAUGAAAGAUCCAGGGAGCUUCACCAUUUCUUUUACUAUUGGGAAUUUUGACUACAAGCAGGCUUUGUGUGAUUUAGAAGCGAGUAUUAAUCUGAUGCCCUUAUCUGUUUUUCGAAGACUUGGGUUUGGUGAAGCUAGGCCCACAACAGUUACCUUACAGUUGGCAGACCGUUCAGUGAAGCAUCCACGGGGUAUUAUUGAAGAUGUGUUGGUGAAAGUGGAUAAAUUUAUUUUUCCUGCUAACUUCAUAGUUCUUGACAUGGAAGAGGAUAACGAUGUGCCAAUAAUUCUGGGAAGGCCAUUCUUAGCCACUGGGCAGGCGCUUAUUGAUGUUCAGAAGGGUGAGUUGAGACUCAGAGUUUAG